UGCUGAAACCAGAUUAAAUGAAGUGAAAACCUGGAAUUAUUAAAUGUAUUAUAUAUGAAUUCAAAAUUUAGGUUCUCAGUUGUAUCCUACUAUCCUCAUACGCCUAUUUGGAAUUGAUUCGUUUGGGGCAAUCAUUUAUUGAAGUACACUGUAGAAAGAAGUUUUGCAAACAAUGAACGGAGACUUGCCACCAACAUUUGUACAAGGAUUUCAUGAUGAAGAAGCGGUACGAAAAAUGAAAUAUACACCUUUGGGUGAUACUGGUUUAAUAGUUUCACAAAUUGGUAUUGGAGGUGCUGGUUUCACUAAUUUGUAUGGGAAAUAUAACGAGGAUGAAGUCAUCGCAACAAUUCAUACAGCAUUAAAAAGUGGUAUCAAUUAUAUUGAUACAGCACCUUUCUAUGGAAACGGUUCUUCAGAAGAAAUAUUAGGAAAGGCGUUAAAAACUGUUCCACGUGAAGCAUAUUACAUCGCAACUAAAGUUGCACGUUAUGUAGUUACUAAUCCUGAUAAAUCUGUUGGUGUUAAAUUUGACUAUACUGCUAAAAGCACACUAGAAAGUGUUGAUCAAAGCUUAAAAUUACUUGGAAUGAAUGCAGUUGAUAUUAUUCAGAUUCAUGAUAUUGGAUUUUCAGAAAAUCUAGAUAUAGUUUUAAAUGAGUGUUUACCAACUUUGGAAGAAGUUGUUAAAAAAGGAAAAGCAAGAUUUAUAGGAGUUACAGAUUAUUCACUUUCCACACUAAAGGAGUGCAUACAACGGAGUAAAGUGAAAAUUUCUUCAAUUCUUAAUUAUGCACGAUUUACACUUACCGAUGAUGCUUUAAGUGAAUAUUUAGAAUUCUUUAAGAAAAGAAAUGUGGGCGUAAUAAAUGGUGCUGUUCAUCAAAUGGGAAUGUUAACAAAUUUUGGACCUCAGCCAUGGCAUCCAGCUCACGAAAAAACAAAACAAAUCUGUAAGCAGGCUGGUGAUUACUGCAAGACACAUGGAGUAGAACUAGGCCAGUUAGCUUUGUAUCAUGCAUUAACAAAACAACCUGGCCCCGCUGUUCACUUGAUUGGAUUGAACAAUCGAAAUAUAUUAAAAUUUAACUUAGAUAUCGUUCACAACUCACUUAGUGAUAAACAUUUAGAAAUUUUGAAAGACAUCAAUCAAAAAUUCCUCUCAAAAGUGGAGCAUCGAAACUGGGAAGGAGUUGAAAAAGAAGCUCUUCGUAAGGGAACUGCAUUAAAAUAUUAAUGUUAUUAUAUUACUUGCCUCCUUGUUGUGAAAUAAAGAUGCACAGAUAUUUCAAGUUUAACGGUUGUUAAAUGCUACUUUUAUUAAUAAUGGGGCUGCUAAAUUAGCAUUUUUCAAUAAAAUUUCGAAAGCACACAUAGUAAAUAAAAACAAUUGGCAAUAUAAUAUAUUGCCUCCGUAUCUACCAUUUGUUAUUAUAAACAUUGUUAUUGUUUUUACUUGUUUCAAGCUAAAUGGGACAGUCUGUAUAAAAUCUGUAAUGCAAAAGAUAAAACUAGUCAAGUUUUUUUAAAGCAAAAUAAUAAAACCUAUCUUUGAAGACUGGCAAGAAAUGAUCGUCCGUAAAAAUCUUAUAUAGAUACGCCGUUAGCAAAUCUGUGUAUCAUUCCUUUAGGCUUAUUAUUUGAAUUAGAUAGUUCUGCUUAAUAAUGUAAAAUUAAUAUUAAAUAUAAACGGUUUUAAACUAACUUUUAUUAAACCAAUUGUUAAUAGUUCUGGACUAUGAUAAAAAUAUUAUAUAAAAAAACUUACCUAACUAAAUUUU
Chrysoperla carnea is the source of this 1781-nucleotide messenger RNA. RefSeq names its product L-galactose dehydrogenase-like. NCBI's taxonomy places the organism in Eukaryota, Metazoa, Arthropoda, Insecta, Neuroptera, Chrysopidae. The record is from RefSeq and is a predicted model, not a curated record. Bases 173 to 1237 code for a protein of 354 amino acids. Gene Ontology annotation, molecular function: L-galactose dehydrogenase activity. Gene Ontology annotation, cellular component: cytosol. The transcript is spliced from 8 exons.